UUUCUAGGUACAAGGUAUGAAUCUGAAGUGGUGUUAUGCGAUUUUGAGUGUUAUAAUCUAUGCAAAUGCAUUUGAAGAUGUUUUGUCAGAAAAUGGAAAUCCGGACAAGGAAUUAAAUGUCUUUCUGCAGUUCACCGGGUUAGAGUAUGAAGACGCUUGUUUCAAGUCCGCUGAAUCUGAGUGGACGUUUAUUAAAAAUCCAACGAAUCAAACUCUUAAACCAUGGGAAGAUUCAUUGACUGCAUAUGGAUCAAUAAAGCGUAAAUGUGUGAAAGACUUAGAUGAGAGAAUAAAUGAAACUCGGUCAAGCCCUGCGAUUGAAUACAAAUUGAAUCUUGUUAGUAAACCGGGUGAUGCAUUGCUUGAGCCUCAAGACUGGACAAGCUUUAUAUCAUUUGUUAGUGAAGCUGAAUUAAUACGAUUAUCUGGAAAUUAUACAUCAGGAUCAAAUAAUUCAUUGCGCAAAAAAGCUGAAGAUUCACUGGCGCGUAAUGCAAGUGCUGAAGAAAAGUUAAAAGCAUGGAGAUCUUGGCAUCAAACGUUACAACCACUAACAACAAAAUUAUCAAAUAAUUUGCAGCUUGUUCAGAAAGCCGCCAUCGCGAAUGGCGCUAAUGAUGUAACAGAGUACUGGGAAAUGCUCAGUGAAUACAAAAAUGGAUACAAUGAAGCCAAAGAUAAAUGGAGUGAAAUUUCAUCUCUCUAUGAUAAAAUAGUUAAAUUUGUUAAAACUCAUUUAACUUUAAGAUACAAAGAUCUCAUUAAAGGCGAGGGGAUACCUGCUCAUUUACUUGGUAAGAACUCUUCAAGGAUAUGAUUGGACACCUCUUGCAAUGGACAUAGUACCUCAUCCUGAUUUUAUUUUUGAAAUUAGAAAAAAUCUCUGGCAAAAGGUAUUUUUAUAUUAAUUACUUAUUUAAAAAUUGAUGACUUAAUUAUUUUAUACAAUAAUUUUCUUUUUCAGAAUCUUAUAGGAAAAAAUUUAUACAAAUCAGUAUCUAGACUAGCAAGCAUAACAUUAAAACAUGUACCAGAAGCACAAUUUUUUGAUAAGAGUAAUUUCCAAGGUCAGUGUCCAUCCCGGCUGGUAAAUUUCUGUCGCCAGGGAAGACUAAGAGUCAAUACAUGUUCUGAGCCAUCAAUUUCAAAUUAUUUGUCAGCUCAUAAAAAUAUCGCUAAGGUUUUAAUCCAUCAAAUGUCUGAAGAAAGUAUGCCUAUUGUAAAUGGCGCUAAUCGAUACUCUGCGCUAGAAGAAGGAGUAUCAGAAUUAUUCGGAAUUUUGGCUUCAAGUCAAGCAUGGCUCACCACAUUAAAUUUAAUUAAUGAGACUGAUAAAACUGAAGAAGCUCAUCUUGUCUCUAUUAUGAUGACAGCAUUAGAUGUACUUCCGCGAAUGGCGUACUAUUUUAGCGCUGAUCAAUGGAGAAUAGAUGUCAUUAAAAAUAACACUUUUGAUCCAGAAAAUUUAACGAGUUCGUGGUGGAAAUAUAGAUUGGAUUAUGAACACGUAGUACCUGGUUCUUCCGAAAAUCUUCCAACAUUUUUAGAUGAUAGUUUUAUAACAAGUAAUCGUCCGUAUCUUUCUAAAUUUAUGGGAACGAUAAUUGGUUUUCAAAUUUACGAGUACUUAAUGGAGUCAACGGAAGUAAGAUCAGAAAAACUAGAAAAAAUACCCAUCAAUCAUAAUUUUAUUAAAAUGAUACAGCACGGAAGCGCAGAAAAUUGGAACCAAGCUAUGAAAAGUUACUUGCAACUGUACGACGUUUCUGUGGAUUCUCUGCUGAGUUACUUUUCUCCACUAGAGCAGUAUUUGGAUGAGCUUGACGAGAAAGAAGUUGGUAGCCUACCGGUGGAGCUUGAAAAAAAAUUAGAAGCCCUCGAGGAUCAAUACCAAAGAGACUUAAAUACUCCUUCUACCACAGAAGUGAUCAAGCCUACAACUGCCAUGCCAAAAAAAGCAACAACUAAGCCUCAGCAAAAUGAACGUCCGUUGAGUACAGAAGCGCCUAAGCCGCAAGCAAAUAAUUCUUCAAAAAUUAUUACGGAUAAAAAUUCUGGAAAAGAAGUGGCCAAAACUACUGAAGCAGUGCCGAUUAAUGUUAAAAAGGCAGAUGGAAGUGUCAAAAGAGAAGAUAAUAAAGGGAUUAAAGAAGAAGUGGAACAUAAUAAUGAAGCUGGAAAACUAAUCAAAGGUGGAAUGAGCACUGCCGUCUGGGCAGUCGGGUCUGUGCUGAUUGCUACUAUUGCUAUUGUCUUUAUAGCUAUUUUCGGGAGAAGAAGGUGCCGAAAAACGCCAAAGAAUAGACGAUAUGUCUAG
Molecule: messenger RNA, 2317 nt
Organism: Cotesia congregata
Lineage: Eukaryota; Metazoa; Arthropoda; Insecta; Hymenoptera; Braconidae
Source: the annotation of a GenBank genome assembly